Coregonus clupeaformis (lake whitefish) is the source of this 1835-nucleotide messenger RNA. RefSeq names its product proteinase-activated receptor 3-like. The transcript has 2 exons. Gene Ontology annotation, biological process: thrombin-activated receptor signaling pathway; positive regulation of Rho protein signal transduction; phospholipase C-activating G protein-coupled receptor signaling pathway. The record is from RefSeq and is a predicted model, not a curated record. The coding region runs from base 117 to 1277 and encodes 386 amino acids. Lineage: Eukaryota; Metazoa; Chordata; Actinopteri; Salmoniformes; Salmonidae. Gene Ontology annotation, cellular component: membrane. Gene Ontology annotation, molecular function: thrombin-activated receptor activity.
UACAGAGAGACUUCUUGACAGAGAUGUGACCUAGCUUUGAUAUCAAGAGAGAUCUGCCUAUAUUGUUGAUAGCUAAAGUUUAUUAUUUCAAAGGACUAUUCAGAUAAACUGUGGCAAUGGGGAAACUUUUGCUAUUUUUAUUGGUUUCUUUUCUUUUGCUGGAUGUGUCAUUUCAAUCCAAAGGGAAAAGGGCCAGGAAAUCCAGGAGGAACAUCACUCAAGAGGUAAUUCCCAGAACAUUUAAAGGAAAAAUCAUCCAAGUCUUUCUCCCUAAUGCCAGCCAACAGACACAGACACAACAAGCACCCCAUUCUCCUGGCCUCCCCACUGCCUCUGCUCCUAUGCCUCCAGCGCUGAGGUUGCUAGGCAACGACACAGCGGCGUACCUCGCCGGCCCCCUAAGCAGGUGGGCCAUCCCCAGUGUUUACAUGCUGGCCAUUGUCGUGGGGAUCCCGGCCAACGCCGCCAUCUUGUUCGCCGUGGCCACCGAAGUCAGGAAGGUGUCGUCGGCCAUCCUCUACUGCAGCCUGGCCGUCUCUGACCUCUUCCUCUUCCUCUCCCUCGUCUUCAAGGCCCACUACCAUCUCUACGGCAACCACUGGGUGUUCGGCGAGACUGCCUGCCGCAUCGUCACAGCCUGUUUCUAUGGCAACCUGUACUGCUCGGCCCACACUCUAGCCUGUAUUAGCGUCAACCGCUACCUGGCCGUGGUGCACCCGUUUCUCUACAAGAGCCUCCCCAAGAGGGCCUGUACCAUCUGGGCCAGCGUGGUUGUUUGGGGGGUGUUUGGGGCUGCUGUCAUACCUGAGCUCCUGGUCCGGCAGAGCUACCACCUCCCUCAGCUAGGCCUCAUCACCUGCCAUGAUGUACUUCCACUGGACUACAGCUCCCAUGCUCCUCUGCUCUACUACAAGCUGGGCCUGACCUUCCUGGGUCUUAUAGUCCCCCUGGUGGUCACGGCUGUGUGUUACGCAUGGAUAGUCAGAGAACUCAACUGCUCUCACCACGACUGGGCGCUGUAUGUCAAGGCUAGCUCACUGGUGUUUCUGAUUUUCGUGGCAUGUUUCGGCCCCGCCGGGACUCUCCACUUCCUGCAUUACGUGCGUUUGUUGGCGGGCGAAGAGGAUAGUUUCUACGGCUACUUCAACGUGGCAGUGUGUCUGUGCUGUCUGCAUGCCUGCCUGGACCCAUUCCUCUUCCUCCUCAUGUCCAAAUCAGCCGGAUCCAAACUCCACUUCAUGACCCUCAAGUGGAAGCCUCUGAGCAUCUCCACCUGAAUCUUAAUCUGGAUCAGAUUAACAAAAUAAUCCACAUUUAUUCCAUGAGCUUCAAGGGGAAGACCACGAGCAUCCCCACCUGAAUGUGAGGUAACCUAGAUUAGAAUUUGGACCGCAACAUCAGGCUUAAAUUUGGGUCAGAGACCUCAAUCUAGAUCUAAACUGUGAACAUGUGACUGACUAUCGGAGCAUCCUAUCUAUGACUGAGAAUUCCAACAUAUAUUACAGAGUGUAUUUCAAAUGUAAAUACAGUGCCUUCAGAAAGUAUUCACACCUCUUGACUUUUUCCACAUUUUGUUGUAUUACAAAGUGGGAUUAAAAUAGAUUUAAUUGUCCAUUUUUUGUCAAAGAUCUACGCAAAAUACUCUGUAAUGUCAAUAUGGAAGAAAAAAUCUAACAUUUGUAAAACAUUAAUGAAAAAUAAAACUAAUAUAUCUUGAUUAGAUAAGUAUUCAACCCCCUAAGUCAAUAAGUGUUAGAAUCACCUUGGCAGCGAUUACAGCUGUGAGUAUUUCUGGGUAAGUCUCUAAGAGCUUUCCACACCUGGAUUGUGCAACA